This is a messenger RNA of Penicillium riverlandense, 444 nucleotides long. RefSeq names its product bifunctional phosphatidyl-N-methylethanolamine N-methyltransferase/phosphatidyl-N-dimethylethanolamine N-methyltransferase. Gene Ontology annotation, biological process: phosphatidylcholine biosynthetic process. Lineage: Eukaryota; Fungi; Ascomycota; Eurotiomycetes; Eurotiales; Aspergillaceae. The record is from RefSeq and is a predicted model, not a curated record. Gene Ontology annotation, molecular function: S-adenosylmethionine-dependent methyltransferase activity. The coding region runs from base 1 to 444 and encodes 147 amino acids. The transcript has a single exon.
AUGCUUGCUGCAGAGUACCGUAAUCAUUUUAUGACUCGCAUCUUCGGUGGCGCAUACAAUGGCUGCUACGUCCUCGCCGUCACCAUUUUCUCCCUGGGUAUUCUGCGCGACCAUUUCUACCAACUCGCCCUCGAUGACCAGCCCUUCUAUGCCCCCGUGCACCAGCCCAUGAUCGGCGCCGGUUUGUUCGCCGCUGGCUCCAUCCUCGUCCUUUCCAGCAUGUGGGCCCUCGGUGUGACCGGUACCUACCUGGGUGACUACUUCGGCAUCCUGAUGGACGCUCCUGUCACUGGCUUCCCUUUCAAUGUGACCGGCUCGCCCAUGUACUGGGGCAGCACCUUGAACUUCCUGGGCGUUGCUCUGUACAAGGGCAAGGUGGCCGGUAUUCUCUUGACCGCUCAAGUUUUCGUCUUGUACUGGUUUGCGCUUAAGUGGGAGGAGUAA